Messenger RNA from Mandrillus leucophaeus (drill), 4507 nucleotides. It is a transcript of the gene XPO4, whose product is annotated as exportin 4. The transcript is spliced from 23 exons. Gene Ontology annotation, cellular component: nuclear pore; cytoplasm. The coding region runs from base 37 to 3426 and encodes 1129 amino acids. Gene Ontology annotation, molecular function: nuclear export signal receptor activity. The record is from RefSeq and is a predicted model, not a curated record. Gene Ontology annotation, biological process: protein export from nucleus. Lineage: Eukaryota; Metazoa; Chordata; Mammalia; Primates; Cercopithecidae.
AGAAUGCAGCGCAUGGCGCGUCAUUGAAGAGAGACCAUGAUGGCGGCGGCGCUGGGGCCCCCAGAAGUGAUCGCUCAGCUGGAGAACGCGGCUAAAGUUCUGAUGGCACCACCUUCCAUGGUCAAUAAUGAACAACGCCAGCAUGCAGAGCACAUAUUCUUAUCAUUUAGGAAAUCAAAAUCACCAUUUGCAGUUUGCAAGCAUAUUUUGGAAACUAGUAAAGUGGACUAUGUCCUUUUUCAAGCUGCCACAGCCAUAAUGGAAGCAGUUGUCCGAGAGUGGAUUCUCUUGGAAAAAGGUAGCAUCGAGUCUCUGCGAACAUUCCUUUUAACCUAUGUCUUACAAAGGCCCAACCUUCAAAAGUAUGUUCGGGAACAGAUUCUACUAGCAGUAGCAGUAAUUGUAAAAAGAGGAUCAUUAGAUAAAUCAAUUGACUGCAAAAGCAUUUUUCAUGAAGUCAGCCAGUUGAUUAGUAGUGGCAAUCCCACUGUGCAAACUCUGGCCUGUUCUAUUCUGACUGCACUAUUGAGUGAAUUUUCAAGUUCGAGUAAAACUAGCAACAUUGGAUUGAGCAUGGAAUUCCAUGGUAACUGCAAAAGAGUUUUUCAGGAAGAAGACCUUCGUCAGAUCUUCAUGUUAACUGUUGAAGUUCUGCAGGAGUUCAGCAGGCGGGAAAACCUCAAUGCUCAGAUGUCUUCAGUGUUUCAGCGUUACCUUGCACUCGCCAAUCAAGUCUUGAGCUGGAACUUUCUUCCUCCAAAUUUGGGCAGACAUUAUAUAGCUAUGUUUGAAUCCUCGCAAAAUGUGCUGUUGAAGCCAACAGAGUCCUGGCGGGAGACUCUUCUGGACAGCAGAGUUAUGGAGCUUUUCUUCACAGUACAUCGAAAAAUCAGAGAAGAUUCAGAUAUGGCACAAGAUUCUCUGCAGUGCCUUGCCCAGUUAGCUUCUCUUCAUGGACCCAUCUUCCCUGAUGAAGGAUCACAAGUUGAUUAUCUUGCACACUUCAUUGAGGGAUUACUGAAUACUAUCAAUGGAAUUGAAAUAGAAGAUUCUGAAGCUGUGGGCAUCUCUAGCAUUAUCAGCAACCUGAUAACCGUGUUCCCACGAAAUGUUCUAACCGCCAUUCCAAAUGAGCUUUUCUCCUCCUUCGUUAACUGCCUCACACACCUCACUUGUUCUUUCGGGCGAAGUGCUGCAUUGGAAGAAGUGCUUGAUAAAGAUGACAUGGUAUACAUGGAAGCAUAUGAUAAAUUGUUGGAGUCCUGGUUAACUUUGGUUCAAGAUGACAAACAUUUCCAUAAAGGCUUUUUUACCCAACAUGCAGUUCAAGUUUUCAAUUCCUAUAUUCAGUGCCACCUAGCCGCUCCAGAUGGCACAAGAAAUUUGACUGCCAAUGGCGUGGCCUCUCGUGAGGAGGAAGAAAUAAGUGAACUUCAAGAGGAUGAUCGAGACCAGUUUUCUGAUCAACUGGCCAGUGUAGGAAUGCUAGGAAGAAUUGCUGCAGAGCACUGUAUACCUCUUCUGACAAGUUUAUUAGAAGAAAGAGUAACAAGACUCCACGGUCAGUUACAACGACAUCAGCAACAAUUACUUGCUUCACCGGGUUCAAGCACUAUUGACAACAAAAUGCUUGAUGAUCUCUAUGAAGAUAUUCACUGGCUUAUUUUAGUUACAGGCUACCUCUUAGCUGAUGAUACUCAGGGAGAGACUCCGCUAAUACCUCCAGAAAUAAUGGAAUAUUCCAUUAAGCAUUCAUCUGAAGUUGACAUUAAUACAACACUUCAAAUUUUGGGAUCUCCAGGAGAAAAGGCUUCUUCCAUCCCAGGGUACAACAGAACAGAUUCUGUGAUUAGGCUGUUGUCUGCCAUUCUCAGAGUUUCAGAAGUUGAAUCUCGAGCAAUAAGAGCAGAUCUCACUCAUCUACUAAGUCCUCAGAUGGGCAAAGAUAUUGUUUGGUUUUUAAAACGCUGGGCAAAGACUUAUCUCCUGGUGGAUGAAAAACUGUAUGAUCAGAUAAGUCUGCCAUUCAGUACAGCAUUCGGAGCAGACACAGAGGGUUCUCAGUGGAUAAUUGGCUACCUCUUACAAAAAGUCAUCAGUAACCUCUCGGUCUGGAGUAGUGAGCAGGACCUUGCAAAUGACACUGUGCAGCUCCUUGUCACUUUGGUGGAAAGAAGAGAAAGGGCAAACUUAGUAAUUCAGUGUGAGAACUGGUGGAACUUAGCUAAGCAGUUUGCAAGCCGAAGCCCACCUCUUAAUUUCUUGUCAAGUCCUGUGCAGAGGACAUUGAUGAAGGCUCUAGUCUUAGGAGGUUUUGCACAUAUGGACACGGAAACCAAACAGCAGUAUUGGACGGAGGUUCUUCAGCCACUUCAGCAGCGAUUCUUAAGAGUAAUAAACCAAGAAAACUUCCAGCAGAUGUGUCAGCAAGAGGAAGUCAAGCAGGAAAUCACUGCCACACUGGAGGCCCUGUGUGGCAUUGCUGAGGCUACCCAGAUUGACAACGUAGCAAUCCUGUUUAAUUUUUUAAUGGACUUCCUUACCAAUUGCAUUGGGUUGAUGGAAGUUUACAAGAAUACUCCAGAGACUGUCAAUCUCAUUAUAGAAGUUUUUGUUGAAGUUGCACAUAAACAGAUAUGCUAUCUUGGAGAGUCCAAAGCUAUGAACUUAUAUGAAGCCUGCCUUACUUUGUUGCAAGUAUAUUCCAAGAAUAAUUUAGGGCGGCAAAGAAUAGAUGUUACAGCGGAAGAAGAGCAAUACCAAGACCAUGAAGUGUUUAGAGGACAUGAGCCAGGUCAAGCAGCAAACAGAUCUGUGUCAGCAGCGGAUGUUGUGUUGUACGGAGUAAACCUAAUUCUGCCCUUGAUGUCACAGGAUCUCUUGAAGUUUCCAACCCUUUGUAAUCAGUACUACAAACUAAUCACAUUUAUUUGUGAGAUUUUUCCUGAAAAAAUACCACAGCUUCCUGAGGAUCUGUUUAAAAGUCUGAUGUACUCCCUAGAAUUAGGAAUGACAUCAAUGAGUUCGGAGGUUUGCCAGCUCUGCCUGGAGGCCCUGACACCGUUAGCUGAACAGUGUGCAAAAGCACAAGAAACAGAUUCACCACUUUUUCUAGCAACACGGCACUUUCUGAAGCUGGUUUUUGAUAUGCUGGUUUUGCAAAAGCACAACACAGAGAUGACCACUGCGGCUGGCGAAGCUUUCUACACGUUGGUGUGUUUGCACCAGGCUGAAUAUUCUGAACUGGUCGAAACAUUACUGUCAAGUCAGCAAGACCCAGUUAUUUACCAGAGAUUAGCAGAUGCCUUCAACAAGCUCACUGCAAGCAGCACUCCUCCCACGCUGGACCGGAAGCAGAAGAUGGCCUUCUUAAAGAGUUUAGAAGAAUUUAUGGCAAAUGUCGGUGGUCUCCUUUGUGUAAAAUAAACAACGUAACUUCAUGCUUUAGAUCCUUUCUGCAAAGUGCACUGAAUUGCUGAAAGUUGACUUGAGUCUUGUCCUAUUCCUCAGUUCAUUUGGCCAUUUUGGAUUUUGGAGAGCCUGAAACUUUGAUAUGUAUGUAAUACAGUGAAACAGGAGAGGUCAACUUGGCAUCAGCUUCUGCUGUUAAGUGUUAGCCACAAUCUGUCAUACGUAUGUCUUUUAGAUUUUGAAUGAUGAUUUAAAAUUUUCAAAAUGAAAUUCCAUAUAUGUGCAAACAGAUAUGGGCACCACGAAAUACAUAUGCAGUGCCUUUUUCCUUUUAACCUAGGUGGCUAGCCAAAGUUUAGAAUUUUUGUCCUUAAAUAUGAAAUGGAUAUAUGCUAGGCAGUGUUUCUCAACAUCUCCAUAGAUCGCCUGCAUCACUUGAGGAGCUGGUGAAAAGGUAGAUUCUUAGGCCCAGCGCCAUCUGUAGACCUUCAGAGUCUUAAUGUCUGGUUGCUGGGCCCAGGAGUCUUCAUGUUAAUAAGCUUCUCCUUCCCGUCACCCCAAAAGUUUUGAAUCAAUGAAAGAGACAUUGAAAGCUCUUCAAAGGUUUUACGCUUUCUAGCUUUUCCUCCCUUUGAUGAUUGGGUUUAUAAUUCAGCAGGAAGGGGAGACAUCACCAGGGGUUUGUUGGCUGUUUCUUAGCUUGCUUUCCUGCUUGCUUGCUUUUCUUGCUUUCUGUCUCUCUCUCUCUCUUUCUUUUCUCUCUGUCUCUCUUACAUCAAUCCAGCGUUGCAGGUUUUGUGUAAUACAAGUCACUAAUCAUACUCUGAUGCCUGAACUUGAGGAGGAAAAUACAUGUAUAUUUUUGUUCUAUAAAAAUAACCUUAGGAACUGUAGCCAUUUCAUUGCCUUAAUUUUAAGAGGAAAGUACAAAAACAGCUGAUUUGUUUUAGUAAGAAACCACGUCUUGAUGCUUCAGAGUUGGUUUAGGGUGUUAGCUGCUAUGAACCUGUUGCCCCUUUCGAUCGUGUAUUUAUGUAGAUUUAUCAGUGAAAUGAAAGGCUUGUUCCCGUCUAGUCUAACUUUUUGAGUGUGUUUC